CUUUCCUUUGAAGUCCAAUCAACUCUUAAACUUUCUCUGUUUUUCCACUCCCAUUGGGGGUUUCACUUUUCUUUCUUAACGCAUUUUUUUGUUACACCUUUGUCAUAACGCCAAACACCCUCUUCUUCUCACACUCUUUUGCUCAUUCUUUACCUCUCUUCCUCUCUCACUUAGACUCCACUUUCUCUUUUUCUUCAUAUCAUGAACCCUUUUUAUAUGCUUUAAGGUUCUUCUUCUUCAAGUUGAAUUGUGGUUAUUCCAAAAAAAGAGUGAUUUUGUGAUAUGGGUUCUUGUUCUUCUGUUCAUAGAAACUCAUUUUGUUCUAAAACUGUUGAUGAACUUGUGAUUCUUCCAUCACCCAUCAAGGAAAAUCCUAAAAAUGAUAACUUUUUGAUUCAAGAUGUUGCUGUUAAGUCACCUUCUCGAUCAACCACCACCUUCAAUGCUAGCAAAGAUGAAGCAUUUUUUGAUUCCAAGGGUUGGUUAGACUCGGAUUGUGAAGACGAUUUCUACAGUGUCAAUGGUGAUUUUACCCCAUCACGUGGCACCACUCCAUUGCACCACAAUUUUGCAACUUCUAUCAUCAAUAAAACCCCUUCUGAGGAUAUAGUUCCUAAACCAUAUCCAACAGAAAAGAAAAAGAAUUUGUUGGAACUUUUCAGAGAAAGUGUGAGAGAAAACCAGAACAAUGAAGUUGAAAAAACUUCAACCAAUGAACAAAAUCAACUACUUAAACCAACUAUCAUACAUGAUAUUCUUACUACAAAAUCUGCACAAAGUACUCCUUAUAUCUCAGGUGGUAACUCUUCAUGUAGUAGCAUUGAAAGAAACACUAUUAAUGAUGAAAACGAAUCAUCACCAUGCAUAAGAGAACCUGUGCAGUGUUGUCUUCCAAAUUUGGUUUCGUGUCGCAGCUUUAGCGAGAGGAGGAGGAAGGCUAGUCCUGCUAUAGCAGCAAAUGGAAAAGUUUGAAUUUUAGUGAAAUCUAUGUGUAUUUAUAUAAAAACAUGUUGGAAGGUGAAGCUUUCAAUGAAUUGAAUAUGAUAAUGUAUAUCUUUAUGAUGUACUGUAAAGAGCUAUAUAGCUAUAUAAAUUUGAAGAGAUGUUUUUAUGUCAAUAAGCAAUGACAUUUCUGUUUA
This is a messenger RNA of Cicer arietinum (chickpea), 1139 nucleotides long. RefSeq lists its product as uncharacterized. NCBI's taxonomy places the organism in Eukaryota, Viridiplantae, Streptophyta, Magnoliopsida, Fabales, Fabaceae. The record is from RefSeq and is a predicted model, not a curated record.